Aspergillus eucalypticola CBS 122712 is the source of this 1435-nucleotide messenger RNA. RefSeq lists its product as uncharacterized. The record is from RefSeq and is a predicted model, not a curated record. The transcript has 5 exons. Gene Ontology annotation, molecular function: phosphatase activity. Gene Ontology annotation, cellular component: cytoplasm. Bases 382 to 1212 code for a protein of 276 amino acids. NCBI's taxonomy places the organism in Eukaryota, Fungi, Ascomycota, Eurotiomycetes, Eurotiales, Aspergillaceae.
CCAGAGACCAAAUUGUCUCUUUCCUGUUUUCUCCUUGAAAUCUUUGAUCUCCAUGUGAUCAGCCCGCUGACCGGACCCCUCGGGUCUGGGCAAGGAAUCACUGCUCCGGAUGGCUUCGCCCCCCAUUUGAGUCAUGGCGAUGGAGGGAUUUGACCGGUUGGGCGACACGGUGUGCAGUGGUCCGCUUGGAUUGGCAGACGUCUUGGGACGGCCGUUCUUCGCGGGACCCAUAUAAACCGACCGUCUCUCCUCAACAACCUUAACAGAAUCCCUCGAGGAAGAAUAUCGUGCACGGAGUCCCGUUCGACAGACGCUAAAGGAUUGCAGCUUGCACCCUGUUCAUCACCGAGCCCCGCUACCCCACUCGCCGCAACCAACACAAUGCCUCCCAUUAUCCACUGCGUCCGUCACGCCCAGGGCGAGCACAACCUCUGUGUCGCCAACCACGUCAUCCCCGACCCCCUUCUCACCGAUCUCGGCAACGAACAAUGUCGUAAACUCCGCGAUAGCUUUCCUCGCCACACUCAGGUCGACCUCGUCACGGCCUCCCCGCUCCGUCGCACUAUCUACACUGCCUUGCAGAGCUUCGAGCCCGUGUUCCAGUCACAUCCAGACAUGAAGAUGAUCGCUCUUCCUGAUGCCCAGGAAACGAGUGACGUCGCUUGCGACACGGGAAGCGACCCGGAGGUGCUACGCAAGGAGAUGGAGGAGAAGAACGUCCCGAUUGAUUUGGGUUUGGUGCAUGACGGUUGGAACAACAAGCAAGGCAAAUAUGCACCUACUCACAAGGCCAUCAAGGAGCGGGCGCGGGCAGCCCGCCGCUGGCUGAAGGCGAGACCGGAGAAGGAGAUCGUGAUUGUCACCCACGGAGGUUUCCUGCAUUACUUCACCGAGGAUUGGGAGGAUAGCAGCCAGUACCAGGGAACCGGAUGGGUCAACACCGAGUACCGGACGUACGAAUUCACAAAGGAAGUUCACACAGAUGACCUUGAGGGAUAUGAGCUGGACGGAGACAAUGCAUCUCUAGUGGAGACGAUUGAAUCGCGUGAGCGACGCGGGAAGUCUGGACCCAUGCCAGACCGCGAGCAGCAGAAGACGCUGUACAAGAAAGGUACUCAGGGAUGGGACGACCAAGGCUUGCAGCUGAGUAUUGCCGAGCGGGAGGCGGCCAAGGUGCCGGAAGGUACAGAGGUAGAUGGUGUUCGAGUAUAGAUUCCCUUGUUGUCAGUUCUUUGUAGAGUAUAGAGCGUGAUGUGGAGAUGCCGAUAUACAGGUUUAGAUCAAAGAUCUGAAGCAUUGGAUUAUGAGUUGACCACAUUGCUCUUUGUCUUGCUCUUUUUUACCCACGAUGUUGGAACAAUGAUUGUUGUCAGAAGCUGCACAAUGAAGUGCAUCGGUAAUCGACUGCAGGUAGAUCUAUAAGAAUGGUCAUCGC